Messenger RNA from Magnolia sinica, 605 nucleotides. RefSeq lists its product as uncharacterized. The record is from RefSeq and is a predicted model, not a curated record. Gene Ontology annotation, cellular component: U4 snRNP; U1 snRNP; precatalytic spliceosome. Gene Ontology annotation, biological process: mRNA splicing, via spliceosome; spliceosomal snRNP assembly. Bases 103 to 369 code for a protein of 88 amino acids. Lineage: Eukaryota; Viridiplantae; Streptophyta; Magnoliopsida; Magnoliales; Magnoliaceae. Gene Ontology annotation, molecular function: RNA binding. The transcript has 6 exons.
CUCUCAAGGACAAAAGCCCGCUCUCUGUGUUAUUUUCUUCAAUUGAGAGAGAUCUUCUUCCCGCUUCUUCCUAGGGUUUUGGCAGAAAGAGAAAUCGCAGCCAUGGCGACUACCAGAGUUCAAAGGAUUAUGACCCAGCCCAUCAAUCUUAUCUUUCGGUUUCUUCAGAGUAAAGCUCGCAUUCAGAUUUGGCUUUUCGAACAGAAGGAUAUGAGGAUUGAAGGGCGUAUAAUCGGGUUUGAUGAGUACAUGAACCUGGUUCUCGAUGAUGCUGAUGAAGUCAACGUUAAGAAAAACACCAGAAAGCCAUUGGGAAGGAUUCUUUUGAAAGGAGAUAACAUCACAUUGAUGAUGAACACGGGAAAGUGAUCAUUUCACUAGGAGAUGUCUAUUCUAAGUUGAGCGCACUGUAGCUUUCAGUAAAAACCACAUAGCAGCAAGCAUUUUCAAAUAUCUGUCUAAUCAAACUGGAUAUUUUGUAAUGACUGUGAAUGCCUCUUAGUGCUAGUUAUAUUGCUUGGUGUAUGCAUUUUAUUGCUAGCUAUCAGCUUAUUUAAAUAUCAUCAGUAGGAAACUUUUGUUGUCCCGUUUGUUUUUGUUUUGUU